Molecule: messenger RNA, 2982 nt
Organism: Triticum dicoccoides
Lineage: Eukaryota; Viridiplantae; Streptophyta; Magnoliopsida; Poales; Poaceae
Exons: 5
Coding region: 275-685 (136 amino acids)
Source: RefSeq, a predicted model, not a curated record
ACCUCCCCUCCGCUGGUUUUAGCGUCACGACAGAACCAAUCCCUCGCUAGCCCUACCUCCUCUCCCGUCUCCAGUCGCAGCCGCCGCCGGCGCCGCACCCCAAUCCAACCCCGCCGCCGGCGAUCUCCUCGCCCCCCUGUGCCGUCGCCCCCAACCUUCUAUUCCUCUCCCAAGGCAUAGGAAGGGAAGGCAAGGCAAGGGAAGGGAGAGGGAGCGCUCAGAUCCACGGCGGCAUCAGCGCGCCGUCCUCGACCUGAUCCGCGUCCGUCCACGGAUGGGAGCCGGCGCAGGAAAUCCCCGUCCCCGCGUCCGAGCCCCGCUACCCUCCGCAACGGCUCGACCGCCCAUCGACGCGCUGCCCCCGCGGCGCCCGACCAGUUCGGCUUUCGCGGCUGGUGGACGCGCCCUUGCUGUUGCCGACGCCGGCUCGCUGCGCCGCACUGGCCCUCACAAGCGUCUUCUGUCAAUGAUGGACUUGAGAGGUCAAGGAGUUUCCAUUGGGACAUCGGGACAUGCUCCUCCAUCUCCUCCGGUGGACGACAUCCAACAUCGCCAGUUCAUGCACUUAUGGACUGAAGAAAAAAAUGGAAAUGAAGAAGAAAAGAAUAGCAAUAUUAUCAUAUGCGAGUCUAACAAACAUCUUGGAGGUGUGAAUGCUUUCUUGGGUCUGACAAGUAAUCAAUAAUUGAUGGUAUACUGGGAUUUUUCUCAUACUUCUAGCACUUCCUCAUUGACAAUAAAGCAAGUAGUAUCACAACAAAGGCUAUCCAGGUAUUUUUUUUCAACUAUAAUCCUUCCAGCUUUAGGGACUGCUCAAUUGGAUCUGCACAAUCCAACAAAAUAAAUGUGCAUAGUCUCUGCGACACUUUCAUCCGAUCAUCACGAAGGUAGUUGUAGGAGUAAAAAAGUAUGUCAUACUGUUUUUUCAGUUCAAGCCAAAAGGCUAGGACAGGUAAUACUUGUUUUUACAGUACUUGUGCAAAAAGUAUGUCAUACUGUUUGCUCUAGAUGAUUUUGAUGAAUUUUACAACCUUAUUUUCAGUUGUUUACAGGUCUGCUUUCAUGGGGUUUAUUGAAUCCAGGAAAGAACUGUGAGUAGUAGCGAACCAGACAUGAAAAGUUUCAGAGAACUACGAAAACUCCGGUCAGUUUUGUCGGUAUCUUGUGACACAGUUCCAGGACUCUAUUGACUAAGGAAAUGAUAUAUAUGUGUGAUUUAUCCUGUUAAAACUUUUAGUGUUCACUUAGGGGUGAGUGCAACCAGUAACUGAAUUUAGACUACGAACUAGAGUAUGACAGUAAAGUCAGGAGCAUGAUGGAGAACACACGGGACAUUGAGGACUAAUGGUCAACACUUAAAUCUUGCUUUACAUACAGUUCAGUUCCAAGUAGUCUGAUACAUAGAUGGCGAGGGGAGUGCUGAUUUGGGGUUGAUUUUGGUAAUUGUAUAUUUUCCUUGAUGACUGUCAUUUUGUUGUCCUACAUGUGCUAUAUGAUAUGCAUAACAACUUGAGAGCACCUUUGCUUCUCUUGAUGUGCUUCGUCAUACAGUUUUUUAAAGUGCACAAGCAAGCUUGCGAGUGAUGACAACUACUAUGACCUACAACCUUGAAUCUAGGUUUUUGGGGUUGAACAUAGGGGCACAGCGCGCUCUCCCAUCUAACCAGUGAAGCGUAAUGAAGGAAAAGCUACAAUAUACAAAUCGUCACCGUCAUUCAGUUUGUCCAAAACUGAGAAAAGCUCUUUAAAAAAACUGGGAAAAGCUCACGUGAUGGAAUGAGAUGAGAUUUCAACAUCAUGAUUGCGUUUUAUAAUUUGAACGACCAAAGUAGAUGGUCCCGUCAGCCCGUGUUUGACAAUAUGAAGGGACAAACUUGUUGAUCCAUUAUUUUGCCAGGAAAAUACAAUAAUUCGGAGGGCUUAAAUAUGGAUAAUAGAUCUGACAUAAUCUAGCAAGGUGAGUGACUCAAUUGCACAUGUGCAAAAUGGAAGUUUAAACUUCCUUGAAUCUCUUGUAGGGUUUGGGGGAGAUUGUCAGCGAGCCACUGAUGAAAGUCCUUUUGCGAUGACAAUGCUAGAGAAGAUUUGAAAGAUCUUGGUUGGCGUGGGGCAACUUGUGUAUUCCUGGAUGGGGGCGCCGUCCGGUGGCAGUGGGGUGUGGCAGUUGCCGCAGCUGGGCACAACCGGGAGUCCACCUAUCCAGAACACCCAACUAUUUCAUCCGGUGAACUGCGAAGAGCUUCUAUGUGCGUCUCCGUUAUAUUUAACUACGACAGGCUUAUGUUAUCUUAUCGCGAACUCAUUUUUCAGUUUGUGCCCAACGUGACUGCAUGUAAAUAUGUAAUACAGCAAUUUUGUUCUUCCUUUUUGUUGUUCGAUUGACUCAGUAUACCAUCUCAAAUGUCAUUCCCUUUAUAGCUAGCACAUCAUCUCCAAAGAAUUUAUUUAAGUUGAAAUCCAGUAAUUAUAUGUUGAUCGCAUAAGCAGGCUGAUGGUGUCUUGGUUGAAUUUUUUUAUUCCUUCUCUAUGGAACUAAAACUGUUCUUUCCUGAAUAUAUUGGAUCGCAAAGAACUAAACCUAUGUACAAUGUCUUUGGGCAUAUUCUGAAUUUGCAGAAUUAGCACAAAUCUGAAAGCAUAUAUGCAGCUCCCAGAUGUUGCAGGCUAGAGGAAGGGCAGGCACUCAUGCGAUACCAUGUAUCUGGUUGGACGCGCCGGGUGUGGGGACACUGCAGGACAUGUUUGAUUAUCAUGUCAGUGAAUUCUGGCGAGAAUGAACCAAGUGAGCUUUUGUAGCUGGUCUAUUCAAAAUGGAUGAACGGACCAGUUAGUGUACAUAUAAGUUUGCACUCUGUCUUCCUGCUCAUUCGUGCAAUGUGUUCAUGGGAGACUUAUUUUAGGAAAACAUAAAAUAAUUUUUCUUUCUGUGCGUACUACUCCAGCUUUCAAGUGCCAGGCUUCAAUAAAUCUGAAAUUUCUAUC